UAUCUUCCAUGAGGUCCUAUGUGUUUAAUUUUAGACUUUGCCUGGGGUGUGAGCAGACCAUUUACCAGCUAGAGACAGAGCCAAUAGCACUGUCUACUCAGCUCUAGAACUGUGUAGUCGUCGUGGAUAUAGUUUUUACCCUUUAGGUUGAAAAUAAACUCUUAAGACAAAUACUAUUCAAAUAUGUCCAGCCAAAGGGACCGGGACAUGGAGGACAUCCAUGAGGAAGACAUUGAUGAAGAUGAUAUCCUAGCCAGCUUGUCUCCUGAGGAGCUUCAAGAACUCCAGAAAGAGAUGGACGUUUUAGCACCAGACGACAGAGUACCGCUUGGUCAGAGACAGAAGGACCAGAAGAAAGAGAAGCCAUCCGCCGACUCUGAUGAGGAAGAAGACAUUGAUGAAGAUGAUAUCCUGGCAAAAUUGUCUCCUGAGGAGCUCAAAGAGCUCCAGAAAGAGAUGGACGUUAUAGCCCCGGAUGAGAGGGUACCUGUGGGUCAGAGGCAGAAGAGCCAGACAGAGAAGGUGCCCACAGGUUCGUUUGAUCACAGGGGCCUGGUGGAUUAUCUGUACUGGGAGAAGGAGUCCAAACGCAUGCUGGAGGAGGAGAGGAUCCCCGUCACUCUACUGCCCAGUAAGAAAACUAUGGAAGAGGAUGCUGAAAAGAAAGAAAUCGCUGAAGACUUGGAGACUGUGUGUGAGGUGGUAGAAGAAGUCAUCGAGGUGGAAGCUACAGACGGUGUUGAAGGAGAGGAAGUGAUAGAGGAGAUUAUAGAGGUAAUGAUUGUGGAGGAGGAGGAGGAAGAGGAUGUGAAGAAGGAGAAAGAGGAACAGGAGACAAAGAACAUGCCCGUAAAAUAUGAAAGGGUCAUAGAAAAACAGCCAGUGAAUGAGCAUCUAAAAGAGUCACCGGAUGAUAACAGCACUAACACUGUGAACGCGACCAGUCCUCUGCAACCCCCACCAGAGUCCGCAGACAUGAAAGAAAAUAAAGACAUUGAGAGAACAGAGCAAAAGAGCACAUCACAAAUACCCGAGAAAGUAAAAAGUAACACCACAGAUGCUACCGCUCCUGAAGAAAUAGAGAUGACUCCAGAGGAGAAGAGGGCCUGUUUUGUUCCAGAGAAAGAGGUGAGGGUAAUUAACAAACUAAAUAUUCCAAAGCUGGCCCUUGGUGGGGGCCUUGGUGGCCUUGGUGGGGCCAAGAAGACAUCAAGACCCUCAGGGAAUGAGACAAACCUGGACACCACUCUGGAUAAGAUCCGCAACAACAACCCCGCUAUCACAGACGUAAACCUGAAUAACAUAGAAAACAUUCCCAAAGAAAUGCUAAUAGAAUACGUCGAUGCCUUGAAGAAGAACAAACACGUCAAGACCUUCAGCAUAGCCAACACCGGCGCAGACGAAAACAUUGCCUUCACCCUGGCCAACAUGCUGAGAGAGAACCGUAGCAUCACCACACUGAACAUAGAGUCUAACUUCAUAACAGGGAAGGGCAUUAUUGCCAUUAUCCGCUGCCUACAGUUCAACGAGACGCUCACUGAGCUCCGCUUCCACAACCAGAGACACAUGCUGGGACACCACGCGGAGAUGGAGGUGUCACGCCUGCUCAAGGCCAACAACACCCUCCUGAAGAUGGGCUACCACUUUGAGCAGGCGGGUCCCAGAAUGGUGGUAACCAACCUGCUGACCAGGAACCUGGACCGCCAGAGACAGCAGAGGAACGAGGAGCAGAGCAAGCAGCAGCAGCAGCAGCAGAAAGAGGUGUUUGAGAUGUACGAACGGGCUCUGAACCUGCCCCCAGGGCUGCUGGCGAUGCUGGGCUAUGUCCCUCCCGAAAUCGAGGCCCUCAUGCCGCAGCUUCCCAAGGGUCCCCAGGGUCCCAUGGAACCCAAACCAGAAAAGCAGCAGAACACUUCUCCACAGUAUCAACAUAAGCAGUUUAAACAAAUGCAGUGCAACCCCAUUCCACAACAACCCCCCAGCACGGACUCCUCUGGUAACCUUCUGAAGGACAUCCAGCUGAAGAGGACCCCCAAAAAGCGUGACCCUUUCCUGGACAUAGACCUUAGGGAGGACAGGAGAGCAGAGAGGCCGAAUGUCCAGCUCAGGAAGACAUCAGGAAAAACGAGGGACACAGGCGUUGAUGAGAUGGUAGAACUGAAGGCCACUCUGAAAGACGUGAUGAAGACACUGAAGCCUGUCCCUCGGAGGCGGCAGCCGGCCAAGGUGGAUGUGACGCCCCGUGAUGAACUUCUUAAUGAGAUCAAAAAGAGCAACGUGGCCUAUCUCAAAGCUGUAAACCUAUGGCAUACCUUCUCAUACCCUCUUAAUUCAAGUCUUGGUUUUAACUGAACUGCCCUUCACUGACAUGGAGGUAGGCUAUUUAAAGAGUGCAUGGUGGGUGGAGGAAUUGACCUACAAAUCUAUGGACAUAGCAGCCUAUUGCCUAAUUUUGUCUAUCAAACAGGUAGGCCUACCUUUUGUUUUUUAAAUAUGAAGAAAUUCGCUCCAACACAAACCCUUCUUGUGGUUACUAAAGUCUAAUUACAAUGAAAUGAAUUAUGCCUACGUUCAGCACCAUGAGCUGUCCAUUUCUAAUUGAUUUUUUCGCUGCUGAUGCUUCAAGUUUCAGCACCACAAUGUAAGUUGCUAUGUUAGUUACUUGAAUCUGGCUUAUUGGGAGGUCAAUAACUCUGAUAAAUAAAUCACGAGCAAGAAACAUUGUUUUUGAUAAAAAUCUAUUACAAAAUCAAUCAUCUUUAACACUCCUUUUCAAACUGAACAGAACAUAGGCUAGUCUUUUUUUAAUUAAUUUUUUAAAUUUAACCUUCAUUUAUACAGGUUUUUCUCAUUGAGAUAACAUCACUUUUCCAAGAGAGACCUGGUCCAAUAGUGGCAUGGGGAACAACGCAGCAGGGGGAAGAAGUUUGCGCACAAGGAAGAACAUUUUUGGGAUUAUCUCUAAUCAAAAAUGAUUUUAGGAAGAAGCCUUUGACUCUCCUCCUGAACUGCCACCGUAGGCCUACAUAGCGCAGCACACAAAAACGUUUUUGAUCAGCAAGAGCAGAGCAGGACGGGGCUCAGGGCUGGAAUAUCCAUUGCAGUGUGUAAUGCAGCUUAGUUGUAUUUACACCACGCCAGCAGCUAUCUUAGGAAUGUAGCUUUGCUCUGUGCUUCUAUAGGCUAUGGAUCAUUUGAUUGAGACCGCACUAAAUAGCCUAUAGGCUAUGGAUCAUUUGAUUGAGACCGCACUAAAUAGCCUAUAGGGGCACUUGAUAUUGCGCGCCCAGCAGAGAAUCAGAGAUGAGGGGCGGCAUCGGUAACACAUCAAUAUAUAGUCUAAUAAGCAACUAAUUCUAAAACACUGAGAAAUAUAUACAUUUAAUAUAUUAUAAAUUACAUAACUCUCCCCUGGACUAGUUGUAAAAAAAAAAAAAAAUGAAGUCCCCUUGACUGAAAUGUUAAAAGCAGGACCCUCCCCAUUUCCCUCCAGGUAGCUAUUCUGUACAUUUCCAUCCAUCCCUUAUACCUGUGUGCAUCCUCCACUCCUCCAAUCACAUCUUUCUCACAGCUGUUUGUGUAAUGUAUUACUCCUACAGGUGCCACUCCCCAAAGAAUUGGAAUCAAGAGAAACCAGUCUCUUCAAUCUCUGAGGAAUCUACAAUACCUUUAUUUCUGCAUUUGUUUAACAUGUUUAAUCUCUUCAUGAACAAUAAUCUGCUUGCACUUGUAACACUAGUUUGCCUCACUACUCCUGUUCAUGUAGAGCACCUUUUGUUCCUUGAGGUUUGGAAGAACUGGUAUGGUAUUUGGAUAGGAGUCUACAGCUGGAAAAUACACCAUACAAUGUGCAUAGUAUAAGUAGUCUCAAUAAUUAUGUUUGUUUGGGUAAAAUUCAUUUACUUUGAACACUCACAAAUGAGUGUGGACAAAUCCAUCAUCUAUUGAUGACAGGUCUUUCAUCUACAGAUUUUCAUAACCACUGGUGUCCGCUUUGCAAUUGCAAACAGCUGAACCCCAGAAUAUAGAGUAUAGGAUUUGUCUUUUACUGUGUAAAACACUGUGGGCCAGUGGUCCAGAAGCUAGAUUUCAAAUCAGACUUCUGUUUCACGGAACAGUCCAUCUUAACUCAUAAUUCUAACGAGUGUUGACAUUAAAAAUCAGUGUACAAUCAAAA
Molecule: messenger RNA, 4177 nt
Organism: Oncorhynchus mykiss (rainbow trout)
Lineage: Eukaryota; Metazoa; Chordata; Actinopteri; Salmoniformes; Salmonidae
Source: RefSeq, a predicted model, not a curated record